This is a messenger RNA of Candoia aspera, 5319 nucleotides long. RefSeq names its product BRCA1 interacting helicase 1 (gene BRIP1). Gene Ontology annotation, cellular component: nucleus. The record is from RefSeq and is a predicted model, not a curated record. Bases 31 to 3768 code for a protein of 1245 amino acids. The transcript is spliced from 19 exons. Gene Ontology annotation, biological process: double-strand break repair involved in meiotic recombination; nucleotide-excision repair. Gene Ontology annotation, molecular function: DNA helicase activity; hydrolase activity, acting on acid anhydrides, in phosphorus-containing anhydrides; DNA binding. Lineage: Eukaryota; Metazoa; Chordata; Lepidosauria; Squamata; Candoiidae.
AGGUGGAUGUCCUGAAAAGUCAAUGUGAUUAUGGCACUACCAACAUCAGAAUACACCAUUGGGGGAGUAAAAAUUCUCUUCCCUUGUAAGGCUUAUCCGUCACAACUUGCUAUGAUGAACGCAAUUGUGAAGGGGCUCAGCUCCAAGCAGCACUGCCUGUUGGAGAGUCCAACCGGAAGUGGAAAAAGCUUGGCUUUGCUCUGCUCUACGUUGGCUUGGCAGCAGGCACUCUAUGAAAAACCGCUUGAUGCCUUAUGCUCAAUGGAAUGCAAGAAAACAGAGGCUUUGAAGCUGUGCCAGUGCCUGUGCCAUGCUCAGUUCUCCGUUCAGGAUACAAAAGGAGGCAGCCCAAACACUUCUUCUUUCUUCCCCAGCAGUGCAACAGAGACCUCCCCAGGCAGUGGGAGUAGCUCAAGAAACAGAGAGGCCAUCUCAAGAAUUACACUGGCUUCAAAACUGUCUGCCAAACAGCAAGCCUCAUUCCGUGAAGGAGAUGAUGAUUUUAGAAUAGACAGGAAAAGGAUCCGUUCACUCGAAACGGCGCAGCAGGCGAGAAAACGUCACCGGCUGGCCAAAGGAACCCAGCUAGUUGAUGCUUUGCAAGUUUACGAACAGCAGAAAAAAGGGGAAUUGACCGUGACUUCUGGAAAAACGGUCCCUUUUUCACUUAAAACAUUACAGCCUUCCAGUCCCUGUUCUAAGUGUUCCUGUUCCUCCAUUGAACAAACUGUCAAAGAUACCCCGGAUGCAAAGAAGAAGGAAAACGGACGGACGCCCCUGAUCCCCAAAAUAUUUUUUGGAACCCGAACUCACAAGCAAAUAGCUCAGAUUGUUAAGGAGCUGCAGAGGACGGCCUACUCACGUGUUCGCAUGACCAUUCUUUCGAGCAGGGACUAUUCCUGUGUCAAUCCGAGAGUCUCCCGAGGGAGCAACAAGAAUGAAAAAUGUGUAGAGUUGCUAGAAGGGAAAAAUGGCAAUUCUUGUUCUUUUUAUCACGGAGCCCACAGGAUUAGCGAGCAUCUCUUGAUCCAGUCUGCAGAUAAAAAAAACCAGGCUUGGGACUUAGAAGAUCUGGUGAGCCUGGGAAAGAAGCUCCGAUCCUGUGCCUAUUUUGCAGCUCGGGAGUUAAUGGUGGAUGCCGAGAUCGUGUUCUGCCCUUACAACUACCUUUUGGACUCUCAAAUAAGAGAAAGCCUGGAAAUUAAGUUGAAAGACCAGGUGGUGGUUUUAGACGAAGCUCAUAAUAUCGAGGACUCGGCACGGGAGUCGGCCAGCUACAGCCUGACAGAGGAACAGCUCAGAUUGGCUCGAGAGGAGCUAGAUGCUAUGGUGAACCACAACAUUAGGCGGGCGGACCAUGAACCGUUGCGUGCCGUAUGCUACAGUCUGACAAACUGGUUAAGGGAAGCCUGCAGUCAGCUGAUCGAGCGAGGUUAUGAGACCUCUAGUAAAGUGUGGAGCGGAAAUCAGAUGGUGAUAUUUCUGCAUCAAAUGGGAAUAACAGAUGCUACGUUUCCCAUCUUACAGAAACAUUUUCUUGCCGUGCUUGAAAAGGAAGAAAAGAUAACACGGAGCCACGGGGCAGAAGAAAUGGUUUCCAUGCCAGUUAUAAGUCCUUCAACGCAGGUUGUCCUAAAAGGUCUAUUUAUGAUCCUCCGGUAUCUUUUUAAAGAAAACCACAGGUUUGCUGAUGAUUACCGAGUUGCGCUGCAGCAAACCUACGUUUGGAUGAAUGAAAAUCCACCCGAUGCUCCGGAUAAGAAUGGUUUCUUGGCCAGCUCCAAAAAAAGAUCACGACACAAAGUGGCCAUUCAUUGCCUCAGCUUCUGGUGCUUGAAUCCAACAGUGGCCUUUUCUGACUUAAGUAGUGUGGUCAGAUCCAUCGUUUUAACCUCAGGGACGCUUUCUCCAAUGGACUCCUUUUCGUCUGAGCUUGGGGUGAAGUUUUCUAUUCAGCUUGAAGCAAACCAUGUUAUUAGAAAUUCACAGGUCUGGGUUGGCACCAUCGGAGCCGGCCCCAAACACCGGCCCUUAUGCGCAACUUUCCAGCACGCAGAAACCUUUGAAUUUCAGGACGAAGUAGGCGAGCUCCUGCUUUCAGUCUGUCAGACAGUGAGACGUGGGGUUUUGUGCUUUUUGCCGUCUUACAAGAUGUUAGAUAAACUGAAGGAUCGCUGGCUACAUACCAACUUAUGGGAGAAGCUUGAGAUGAUUAAAACAGUCAUUGUGGAACCCAAAGGAGGUGACAAAGCUGACUUUGUUGGGCUGCUGCAAAUAUACUACGAUGCCAUCAAAUGUCAGGAAGGCAGAGAUGGAGCGCUUCUGAUUGCCGUGUGCAGAGGCAAAGUUAGUGAAGGGUUGGACUUCUCUGACGACAACGCCCGUGCAGUUAUCACCAUUGGAAUUCCAUUUCCAAACUUGAAGGAUCUGCAGGUGGAGCUGAAGAGGAAAUACAACGAUCAACACUCAAAAGCAAGGGGCCUUUUGCCAGGAAGCCAGUGGUAUGAAAUCCAGGCCUACAGAGCUCUCAACCAAGCCCUUGGCAGAUGCAUUCGCCAUCGAAGUGAUUGGGGAGCACUUAUUUUAGUUGACAACCGUUUUGGAAGGAACCCAAAUAAAUACAUAACUGGAUUGUCAAAAUGGAUUCGCCAGCAGAUUCGGCACUAUGAAGACUUUGAUUGUGCCCUUGGCUCCUUAGAUACAUUUGCUAAAAUGAACCAGAAUGGCACUGGUGCUGCACUUCAGGAUAACGACAGAUCUCUGCUCAUAUCUACACGUUCGAAGACUCCGUCAUCACUUUAUCUUCUGGAGGGACCUCUUUCUCUAUCACCAAGCGUUCCUCCUGAAAGGGAAGUGCAAGAUUCAGCCCUGGAAACAUGUUGUGCUGCAGACAGCAUUGCAAUUCAUCCAGCUGUAUUCGAUUCUCCGUCAUCUUACCAGACAAUAAAACAAAACAGUGCUACCAACUCCAGUUCCAUGGGUUCACCAGCUGAAAACAGGAGAGGAAGAGCAAAUGGUCAGUUCUCUGCUGGCAGCAUAAAAAGGUAUUUCGGUAAAACGCUGACUUCAACACCUCUGCCAGCAGUAAAGAAGAACGACAUCUUCAAGGCUACCAGGCAGUCAGAAAGGGCAGCGGACAAAAGCAGUCACUCCGUUGCAUGUGAACCUCAGCAGAAUAUACUGUGGGAUGAAGAAGACCAACCACCUAGAUGGGUGCCAGAUGGGGAAAUGGUUGGCAGUUCUGCUAGAACAAAGAUCGGCUCGGUGACUGAGAAAUAUCCUCGUGAAAGGCAAUUCACUGGACAUAAAGACUUGGAGAACGUAGUGUCUUCUCCAAGGAGAGCAAACGUGGAACUUUCCAGGUCAGGUGUAGAUGUCGAAACUGAUGCUCAAGAUGACAGGAUCUAUUUUACGCCUGAACUUUAUGAUGAUGUAGAGUUGGUGGGAGAGAAGAACGAAGGGUUGAUUUACAAUUACAACAGCACUUUGACUUGCUUUGAAACUGCAAGUUCCGUUCUGGUGGAAGAGCUUUGUCAACCCCGUGCUCAAAAGCCGGGAAAUGUCACCUCCAGCUUUAAAGGUGAAGCAGGAGUGGGUGCAGAGCGGUGGAGGGUCAUGCAGAACAGCCAGAAUAACAAAGGUGCAGUUGAGGCAGCUGGGCGCAAUGCUGGCGUAGAUGAAGCUGAGCAGAAGGCAAAGAGAAAGGAAAACCAGCUUUCUGGAUCACAAAGCAAAGGUGUGUCUUACUAUCAGUUCACUUACCAGUAAAAAAUCAGGCUUGAGAAAACAAUCACAGGGUCUCUAUUUCUAGUUAAGGUUUAGGAAUGGAUUCAGAGAAUCCGUUUUUCGGAAGACUGGAGGGACAUCAUAAUCAUGCUUCAUGUACAUCUGCCUUAAUGGAAAAAGUUCAGUCAGAAUGGAGAUUGACCAGCAGUGUCCAAAGAUGUUCCACCUCUCCUCCCAUUCUCUUCUGCAACAUUCCAGAAUAGAGGAAGAUGUGACAUGGUCCACUCUUCAGUGUUCCUGUCUCUACAAGUGUUGGCAAAUGAAAGGAAGUGUCAGCAAGAUAACAAAUGUUACCAACCCAUGACGGAUUGGACCCAUUCUUAUUACAGAACAUUGCAGAGAAAACAGGAGGAGGCUGGACCAUUCCUUUCGGCAAUAGAUACAACCUACCAUGGAGAACAACUGGUGUAGUCUUGGGAGAACGCUCCAGAUGUUAAGAGGAUAGGAAGGAAUCACUGGAGUUUUGGUUUCCUCUGCUGCAAACUUAUUGUUUCAUGCUUAUUUUGUUAGUAUGUCUCACUAGCCUGAGGAAGGAAUCAGGUUUAUAUUAAGUGGUCAGGUGAGAUACCAUUUCCAAAUAAGUACAAUAUGGCCAUUUAAUUCACUACUUUUUUUUUCUUGUGGUAAGGGGGAAAGUUUAGGGUUAUAUGAGUGUAGAUUCUUCAACAAAAUAGUGCCUGCAAAGAGAUCCGUUGAGGAGUUAGCUUAGUAGCUAUCAGCUUAGGGAGACUGAUCAAAACCAUGUUAGUUUGCUGAAAUUUGGGGGCCAUAUCCCCAUCCCUAUCCUUUGGCCUCUUUAAACAACCCAAUUUCAUGUGAAAGCUAAACCAAACCAAGUACCUUUUUUACAGGAGAUACAUAAAGAAUUCUGUACUCCUAUGUUCCAUUAUUCACCAUCUGCUGAGCAAACCAGAAUAUGGUGGCAUAAGCAGGUGGCAGUAAUUAUAUAUCAUUUCAUGAGCCUAUCACCAAGCAUAUUUAUAUUAAGGAGAAGGAGAAGUCUGCAUGCAUUUUUUUGCUAGGAAAACGUACAGCAUGAAUCAGUUCUUUGCUUCUUCACCAGGACUUUAUUUUUUCCUACAUAAUUACUUGAUUUGUGUAAAAUACAAAGAUAGAGCAGUGUUUGUGGGAGCCAAAUCAGGUCUGAGGUAGUGGAGCAUAUUUAAUUAAAGAUGUAAGUCUGAUAGCUUUUAAGCAUUUUCUGAUGGUCACAUUAAGGCAGAUGAGACCAUUAGAAAUUAAUCUUAUAACAGGGAAUGCCACCCCAUAUCCACUGGUUUGGCAGUAAUGUCCAUCAUGUCCAUAUAUAUAUUCUAAAUAGAACAGAUUGUAAAGAAUAUAUCAUAAGAACUUAUAUAUUCUUUAGUAUCAAUUUUAGGACAGCUUAUUAGCUAUGCUGCAUAAUUUUUCAACAAAAUCUUAGGAGUUUUUUUCUUCUCCCAAACUGUGUUGGACUUCCUUCUUCCUUUCAAUCUGUUUGGGAUAAACAUUUUUCCUCUUAAUCAUUGUCAAAUAAACCAUCAUGAUGUGUUA